GAAAAUGGCCGCCGCAUCAGCACCAUCAGACAGGGCUCAGGCACGUCUGUCUUGGUUCUAACUAAGUUCGGUGGUCUUUUUAAAUCAGAAGAUUAAAAAUGUUUUCUGAUGAAACUCUGGAGUCCGUGAGGGUGGAGUCAGUGUGGCGGAAAUCCCAGCAGGGGGCGCAGCAGUCGAAAAGCUGUCAGACUCCAGCUGUGAGCAGCGGCCAUGCAGGAGUCCAGACCGGGUCCCGGGUGUCCAGUUCCACCCAGACUGAACCACAGCAGCAGGACCAUCAGCUGGAAAACCUUAACGGUCCUGAUCCACCUGGUCUGGUGGACUUCCUGAGGCGCGUGGAGGAGCUGCUCAUCAAGGAGCUGCUGAAGAACUCCAGGAGCCAUGCUUUCGAUGGUUUCCAGGCGAACUGGACGGAACCAAGCCAGCAUGUUUCGCAUCUCCACGGCCUUCAACACGCCGGCACUCAGGAACAGGGUCUUCAUGUGAGCGCCGUGUCCUGGAGCUGCACCGGUUCCGUCAUCGCCUGUGCUUACGGCCGAACCGACGACGGCGACUGGAGCAACCAGAAGUCCUGUGUCUGUCUGUGGAACCUAGACCGUCGGAGUCUGAGGCCCAAACAGGCGGAUCUGGUUCUGGACGUUCCGGCAGCGGUGACGUCUGUGUGCUGCCACCCGGAGCGGCCCGCUCUGAUCGCAGGAGGUCUGUACAACGGAGAGGUGCUGGUCUGGGAUACCAGUCGGACUCAGGAUCCGGUUCUGGCCCAAACUGGAAUGUCAGCGGACAGUCACAGAGAGCCGGUGUAUCAGGUGGCCUGGGUUCCUCUGCAGAAGAAAGGAGAGUUUGGAGUUCUGAGUUCUAGUUCUGGAGGAGGAGUUCUGCUGUGGACGGUGGAUCCGGACCAAGGCCGAAUGGUUCUGAGCUCUGCAUACGCUUUCGUACGACAGCAGGUUCCCCACAGCAGCAGCCUGAAGAUCCGAGGCAGCAGCACCGUGGGAGUCACCGCCUUGGCUCUCUCUCCGUGGGACUCGGACACGUUCCUGGUCGGGUCCGAGGGCGGCCUGCUUCUCCUAUGCUCCUUCUCCUCUCAGAUUCCAGCCGCAGUGGCCCCCGAGGGCCGGAGUGUGACCCCGAGAGCCCCGACGGUGUUCUCGUUCCGGCCGUCAAGCGGUCCAGUUCACUCCAUGCACUGCUCGCCGUUCCACAGGAAUCUGUUCGUCAGUGCAGGAACUGCCGGCCUGGUCCACGUUCACUCGCUGCUGCAGGCUGACCCGCUUCUCUCGGUCCGGGUGUCGGACUCGUACGUGUUCCAGGUCCAGUGGUCCCCCAGCAGACCGCUGGUGUUCGCAGCCGCCACCGGACAAGGUGAGGUCCAGAUCUUUGACCUGAACCGUAGGUCCCUCAGACCCGCCGCCACCAUCCAGGACGGCGCUCCGGGUCAGACCGCCACCUGCCUGGCCUUCAACGGUCCAAACCCUCGGCUCCUGGCGGUGGGAAGAUCAGACGGAACGGUCGGCAUUUGGCAGCUGAGCUCGGACCUGACGGAGCCGGGUCCGAAUGAGCGCCUCCAGCUGGAGCAGAUAGCCAAUCAGGUGGCAGAGUGAAGCGUUCUGUUCUAACUGGGAGACAAAUAAAAGC
Cyprinodon variegatus (sheepshead minnow) is the source of this 1635-nucleotide messenger RNA. RefSeq names its product WD repeat domain 34 (gene dync2i2). Gene Ontology annotation, cellular component: ciliary plasm; cytoplasmic dynein complex. Gene Ontology annotation, biological process: intraciliary transport. Lineage: Eukaryota; Metazoa; Chordata; Actinopteri; Cyprinodontiformes; Cyprinodontidae. The transcript is spliced from 9 exons. Bases 99 to 1601 code for a protein of 500 amino acids. The record is from RefSeq and is a predicted model, not a curated record. Gene Ontology annotation, molecular function: dynein heavy chain binding; dynein light chain binding.